Molecule: messenger RNA, 942 nt
Organism: Lachancea mirantina
Lineage: Eukaryota; Fungi; Ascomycota; Saccharomycetes; Saccharomycetales; Saccharomycetaceae
Source: the annotation of a GenBank genome assembly
AUGGCAUUUCAACCAGGUAGCAGAGGAGGCCGUGGAGGCUCCAGAGGUGGCAGAGGUGGUGCCCGUGGUGGCAGAGGUGGACCUCGUGGCGGUGGCAGAGGUGGCAUGCGCGGCGGCGGCCGUGGUGGCCCCCGUGGAGGUGGCCGUGGUGGUUCUCGCGGUGGUCCACGCGGCGGUGGCCGUGGUGGUGCCAGAGGCGGCGCUAGAGGCGGUGCCAAGGUCGUUAUCGAGCCUCACAAGCACGCUGGUGUUUUCAUUGCUAGAGGCAAAGAAGAUCUACUGGUGACGAAAAACGUUGCACCCGGUGAGUCCGUUUACGGAGAGAAGAGAGUCUCUAUUGAAGAACCUUCUAAGGAAGAAGGUGUCCCUCCAACAAAGGUCGAAUACCGUGUGUGGAACCCAUUCAGAUCCAAGCUCGCUGCCGGUAUCAUGGGUGGUUUGGACGAAUUGUUCAUUGCUCCAGGCAAGAAAGUGUUGUAUUUGGGUGCUGCUUCCGGCACUUCCGUUUCUCACGUCGCCGACGUGGUUGGACCUGAGGGUCUCGUUUACGCUGUCGAGUUUUCUCACAGACCAGGUAGAGAAUUGAUCUCCAUGGCCAAAAAGAGAUUUAACGUUAUUCCUAUCAUUGAGGACGCCAGACACCCACAGAAGUACAGAAUGCUCAUCGGUAUGGUCGACGCGGUCUUUGCCGAUGUAGCCCAACCAGAUCAAGCACGUAUCAUCGCAUUGAACUCCCACAUGUUCCUGAAGGACCAAGGUGGUGUCGUCAUUUCCAUCAAGGCCAACUGUAUCGACUCCACAGUCGAUGCCGAAACCGUUUUCGCCAGAGAAGUCCAAAAACUUCGCGAGGAACGCAUCAAGCCUCUCGAACAAUUGACUUUGGAACCUUACGAAAGAGACCACUGUAUUGUUAUCGGUAGAUAUAUGAGAAGUGGAUUGUAA